Xiphophorus couchianus (Monterrey platyfish) is the source of this 1950-nucleotide messenger RNA. RefSeq names its product secretogranin V (gene scg5). NCBI's taxonomy places the organism in Eukaryota, Metazoa, Chordata, Actinopteri, Cyprinodontiformes, Poeciliidae. The record is from RefSeq and is a predicted model, not a curated record. Gene Ontology annotation, cellular component: secretory granule. Gene Ontology annotation, biological process: neuropeptide signaling pathway; regulation of hormone secretion. The transcript is spliced from 6 exons. Bases 1 to 708 code for a protein of 235 amino acids. Gene Ontology annotation, molecular function: enzyme regulator activity.
AUGGAGGAGAAGGCAGGUUCCUCCGUCUACGCAUUCAAGAUGACAGAAAUUGGAUCCUCGGCGCGGCUCUUUCUGCUCGGACUGCUGGUGUGCCUGCAGCUCGGCAGAGCUCCAGCUCACACUCCCCGCACGGCAGUGGACCAGGUGUCCGAGGCCGACAUCCAGCGGCUGCUUCACGGCGUGAUGGAGCAGCUGGGCAUCGCUCGGCCCCGGGUGGAGUACCCUGCGCAUCAGGCCACGAACAUCGUCGGGCCUCAGAGCAUUCAAGGUGGUGCUCAUGAAGGCCUGCAGCACCUCGGUCCUUACGGAAACAUCCCAAACAUCGUGGCUGAGCUGACAGGCGACAAUGUUCCCAAAGACUUUAGCGAUGACCACAGCUACCCAGACCCUCCAAACCCCUGUCCCCUGGGAAAAACGGCUGGAGACGGUUGCUUGGAAAAUGCUCCGGACACGGCUGAGUUCAGCAGGGAGUUUCAGAAACACCAGCACCUCUUCGACCCAGAGCAUGACUACCCCGCUCUGGGAAAGUGGAACAAAGAACUUUUAUACCAAAAGCUGAAGGGAGGAUCAAAGAGAAGGAAAAGGAGCAUCAACCCUUAUUUACAGGGUCAAAGGUUGGACAAUGUGGUCGCCAAGAAAUCUGUUCCCCAUUUCUCAGAAGAAGAAGAAGCAUCGACCACCACGGCUCCCAGCAAACCUGCAAUCUGAAAUUUGGGAAAACUUGGAAAAUGUUUUCCUCUCAGAAAAAUGUUUGUAGGCUGCACAUUCCAGGAUUUGUUUCAUUAGUCAUUGGGACAGUGUUUUCAGCAGAAACACUGCAUUUUCAUUGACUUAAACGUAAAAAUGUGCCAAGAUUUAUCUGGUGAUUCGCCUAAAGCACGGGUGUCAAACUCAAGGCCCGGGGGCUAAAUCUGGCCCGCCGUAGCUUUUUAUGUGGCCCUGUAAACUCCAAAUUACAUCAAUUAGUCCCUCCAGUUUUUCACAAAUCUGCAAAAUUCAUACAAAAUCUACAGAUUCUCACUUUUUUUUCAGAUUUUUACGGCAAAGUUUUCUCAAAAUUGCCCCAAAACAUUGAGUUUAAGUGACUGGUACCUCAGCUUUACCUGAUGAGCUACGGCGAUUAAUAAAAAUCCACAUUCAACGUCAUAAAUAUCAUUAAAACUUUUUACAAAUAUUUCUAAAUUGGCACCACAAAAACGAUCUCAAAAUCCUGGAUGAUCUGAUCAGUGUGAAAAGAUGUUAAAUAUUUAAUUUUAAGAAACAAACAGCUAUUUAUUGAAAUUUUAACAGUUUAGUGGGUCUUUAUUAAUACAUUCUGGCCCUUUAAUAACAUUCAGACUUUUGAUUUGACUCAAAAUGAAAAUGAGGUUGACACCCCUGACUUAAAGUAUCUAAAUGUUUAUAUCUGAAGCUCAAAAAUAAACAAGUGGGCAUAAAAACAGAAUAUUUUGGAAAGACAAUGCUAAAGUCAUGUGCAACUUUGCUUUAGAAAUUUGGUAACAGGAAGUGGAGUCCGUGUUAAAACUGUUUUGGUAAAUAUUUAAAACUAAAUUUAGAAGAAAGAAAAUUGAUUCAAGAAUCCUUCAGCUGAUUAAGGUUGAUGUCGUUAAAGCUAUCACUGAUCUAAGAGCCCAUAAUUACAGAUUCAAUCCAGAAUGUGUAAAGUUUUAUGAAAGAUCUGGAGGUUAAAUUAUAGCUUAUUUAUUCACAGCAGUACAGAGAACAGUUUUACAAAGUUUGUUAAAAUUUUAUAAUUUGUGUGUCUCUUCAACAUCCUUAAAUCUCCUUUUAUUUAAAAUCUGCUUAUGAACAUCUUCACUCCGCCAUGACAAAUAUUUUUGAGCUUUUUCUCUUCAGGCUGCAGCGACUCUUAUCUUUGUUUACCGGUUCUUGUCAAAAUGUUUGUCUUCUGUUUUUGUUCUGUAAAGUCAAAUAAACGACUUAUCUGCA